CCUAUGCGCUUCUGCCUCCUCCCUCAGCCGCUCUAGCUCUCCAGUCUCCCCCCAGCACCUUCUUUCUCCGAUCCCUCUCAGCCAUGGCAGCCGCCGUCGAAUCAGCUCCCGUUUCCCAAGAGAAAAUUCUGCCCCACAACGACGUCAAGCUCUUCAACCGCUGGAGCUUCGACGACGUUCAGGUGAGCGACAUCUCCCUGCAAGAUUACAUCGGCGUCGCUCAGGCGAAGCACGCCACCUAUGUGCCUCACACUGCUGGCAGGUACUCGGUGAAGCGGUUCAGGAAGGCUCAGUGCCCAAUCGUCGAGAGGCUCACCAACUCUCUCAUGAUGCACGGAAGAAACAACGGCAAGAAGCUGAUGGCUGUUCGCAUUGUCAGGCACGCUAUGGAGAUCAUCCAUUUGCUCACUGACCUCAACCCUAUUCAGGUCAUCGUCGACGCUGUUGUUAACAGUGGUCCUAGGGAAGAUGCAACCCGAAUUGGGUCUGCUGGGGUUGUGAGGCGUCAGGCUGUUGAUAUUUCACCGCUCAGACGUGUCAAUCAGGCCAUUUAUCUGCUGACUACCGGGGCUCGUGAGUCCGCUUUCAGGAAUAUCAAGACGAUUGCAGAGUGCUUGGCUGAUGAGCUGAUCAAUGCAGCUAAGGGGUCCUCUAACAGCUAUGCUAUUAAGAAGAAGGACGAGAUUGAGAGAGUUGCCAAGGCCAAUCGUUAAGGUGCUGCAGAGAACAAUGACGCAACAAUGGGAGAGUUUUGCUUGCAUUCUUUUCUUUAUGCUUUAUUUAGACUUGUCUAUUGAGAUUAGAUAAUUCAUCCAUUUAGAUUGGAUGCUUUAAAUUAAAUGGCUGAAUGUUUUGGAUGACUUGAAUUUUGUUUAUGUUGAGUUCAUUUGAGCUGUGACAAUGUUGAGUCCCUUUAUAGGUUUCAAUCUACUGUCUGUUUACCCAA
Molecule: messenger RNA, 946 nt
Organism: Rosa chinensis
Lineage: Eukaryota; Viridiplantae; Streptophyta; Magnoliopsida; Rosales; Rosaceae
Product: 40S ribosomal protein S5
Exons: 4
Coding region: 84-713 (209 amino acids)
Biological process (GO): translation; ribosomal small subunit assembly
Cellular component (GO): ribosome; cytosolic small ribosomal subunit
Molecular function (GO): mRNA binding; structural constituent of ribosome; rRNA binding
Source: RefSeq, a predicted model, not a curated record